AUGCUUCCCCUGCGCGCGUCUCUCCGCGCCGUUCGGGCCCUGCCGUCGCCCGCCGCCGCCGUCGUGCGCCGCAGCGCAGCCGUCACGUCCCGAGUACCGGCCGCCACCCGCUCCUACCACGACAAAGAUAUCCGGCCGCGGAAUCCCGGGUCCAUGGACAAGAAGGACCCGUCCGUCGGGACGGGCCUCGUCGGCGCGCCCGCCUGCGGCGACGUCAUGAAGCUCCAGAUCAAGGUCGACGAGAAGACGGGCACCAUCACCGACGCCAAGUUCAAGACGUUCGGCUGCGGCUCUGCCAUCGCCAGCUCCAGCUACCUGACGACGCUCGUCAAGGGCAUGCGAUUGGAUGAUGCCGCCAAGAUCCGCAACGUCGACAUUUCCAAGGAGCUCUGCCUCCCUCCCGUCAAGCUUCACUGCUCCAUGCUCGCCGAGGACGCCAUCAAGGCCGCCAUCGCCGACUACCACGGCAAGAACCCCAAGGCCUCCAUCUCCGACCUCGCCGGCACGGCGCGGACAUUAGAGAAGGAGACGGCCGCGGCUUAG
Molecule: messenger RNA, 543 nt
Organism: Purpureocillium lilacinum
Lineage: Eukaryota; Fungi; Ascomycota; Sordariomycetes; Hypocreales; Ophiocordycipitaceae
Product: iron-binding protein
Biological process (GO): iron-sulfur cluster assembly; intracellular iron ion homeostasis
Cellular component (GO): mitochondrial matrix; cytoplasm
Molecular function (GO): 2 iron, 2 sulfur cluster binding; ferrous iron binding
Source: RefSeq, a predicted model, not a curated record